Messenger RNA from Scatophagus argus, 3325 nucleotides. RefSeq names its product zinc finger MYM-type protein 1-like. The record is from RefSeq and is a predicted model, not a curated record. NCBI's taxonomy places the organism in Eukaryota, Metazoa, Chordata, Actinopteri, Scatophagidae. Bases 650 to 2554 code for a protein of 634 amino acids. Gene Ontology annotation, molecular function: protein dimerization activity. The transcript has 4 exons.
GGGCCAGGGGUGGCCCUGGCCACCCCUGACCACGCCCUGGCCCCGCCUUGGCCACCCCACGGCCGGAGAAUAAUUUUAAAAUAAAUUAUAUGUCUCGGAGAAUUUUGGUUCCGGCCGCGAGAUUUUAGUUCCGCUGAUUUGUUUCCCGGUGGGACCCAUUUUGCUGUAACACCCACAAGCUGUUUUCUCAACCUCUCUGAAACGAACGUGCCUCGUGUAGCAGCAACUGGUGGAGGAGUCAGUCGAAGUCAUGUCCAAGUCCGACAACACAACCUACCCAUGAACCAGGGCCGUGAGAUUUGGAGUCAUUGAUCCAGUAACACAACCCACUCAAGGCACUUCGCAAGAUGCCAACAGACGAUGCCAACAGACGAGGCAGCCGAACACCAACCCUGGGUUCAGUGGGCCCCCUGCAGACAUAUCCAGAUCAAGAUCAGACCCACCUACCCAACCCCAGCUGAAAGAGUACCCAAGAACAGCCUUCGGUGCAAGACAAAGAAAUUUCAGUCCUUCGUGGUAUGGUCUGUACACAUGGAUUGAAUACUCCCAGUCCAAGGACGCUGUUUAUUGUUACGCCUGUAGGCACUUUAGCCUUCCCAACGUAGACACUACUUUCACAGACAAAGGCUAUAAAAAUUGGAAGAAAGCAAUGUACUGUGAUAGUGGCUUUGCUACACAUGCCAAAUCUCAGUUGCAUAUUAAUGCAAUGUUAGCUUGGUGUAACUACCAGACAAAAGGUCCGGAGGAAACUCUGAUAAAUACACUAUCACACUGUGUCGGAGAGUUAGUAAAGGAAAAUCGCCAUUAUAUAAAAAGUGUUGCUGAAGUGUUAUUGUUAACUGCCACGCAAAAUAUUGCUCAACGAGGGCAUAGAGAGAGUGAUGAGGAUAAUAACCAAGGAAACUUUUUGGCCAUUUUGCAGCUUCUUGCAAACCACGACCCAGUAGUUGAGAAGAAACUGAGUGGGAUGCACAAUGCCAAAUACACCUCACAUCAGAUACAAAAUGAAGUGCUAGAUAUAUUAGCAGAAAUGGUGCGCUCCUCAAUUAUAAAGGAAGUGAAGGACAGUCAGUUUUUUGCCCUUUUAGCAGAUGAGACCAAAGACAUCGCAAAGAAAGAACAGAUGUCAAUUGUACUACGCUACUAUUAUAAUGGGGAGAUAAAAGAAAGCUUUUUGCAUUUUGAGGCUUUGGAACAGCUUGAUGCUGCUGAAUUGACCAAAAGGAUAGUCAGUAUACUUGAGCGCUACGGCCUGGAAUACAGAGAAAAUUUGGUUGGGCAGGCGUAUGAUGGUGCGUCGGUUAUGCGUGGCAAAAACAGUGGUGUUCAGGCUCGGCUGAAGGAGUUGGCAAAUAAAGCCUUUUAUGUCCAUUGUAACGCCCAUUGUUUAAACCUAGUGCUUGUGGACACUGUUAAAAUUAUUCCGGAAGUUGACAAUUUCUUUACUGUCGUGCAAAAAUUGUAUAACUUCAUGUCAGGGUCAUACGUUCACCCAAAGUGGCUGAAUAUGCAGAAACGAUUGUUUGAAGGGACGCCACCAAGGGAAUUGCAAAAAUUGAGUGACACACGCUGGGCCUGUAGACAAAAAGCGUGCCAAACUAUUCUUGAUAGGCUCCCAGCCAUUAUCUGCAUUCUUGAAGAACUAGAAGCCAGUGAAAGUGGGGACCGAUCUAUUGAGGCGCGUAGUCUCCUGGCCUUGAUAGAUAUACAGUUUGUUGCGCUUCUGGUCACAAUUUGCAAACUUUUUGGAGAGGCGAAAUGCCUUUCGGAUGCACUUCAGUGCAAAAAUCUUGAUCUCGGUGCAGUAGUCUCUCUGGUGGAGGCACUAGUAGACACCCUUAAAAGCUUUAGAAGUGAAGAAUACUUUGAGGGGUUAUGGAGAACUGUGAUUGCUAUGGCACAAGCAUGCAACAUUGACAUAGAACCCAUGAAGAGAAGAACUUUGCUUAGUCAAAGGCUGGACCAUGCACAUGUAACGUCCACUGUCGGUGGGCGUUCUGAGAAAAACGUGGACACUUUCAGAAUUGGCAUCUUUUACCAAAUAAUAGAUGUAAUGCUAAAUGAGAUUGAGCGGAGGUUUUCAAAGCCAAGUUGUACUGUAAUGCAUGGAAUUGAAGCCUUAAACCCCAAAAGUAAUCACUUCUUUGAUGAAGAAGCACUGCUUCCAUUUGCAGCACUUUAUGGCUGCAAUGCAGAAGAUUUGACACAUGAACUACAUCAGUUUAAGCGCAUACUGGACAGAAAAGUCCAAGCAGGCAUUGAAAUGCCUUCAAGCAUACUUGAUAUGACGAAAUUGCUGGAGCCUAAUAGCGAAAUUUUUCAUGAACUAUUUAGGUUGUACAAAAUUGCAGUCACCCUCCCAGUGAGCACAGCUUCUUGUGAAAGAAGUUUUUCUGCACUUAAACUCAUUAAAACAUACUUGAGGUCAACGAUGGGUGACCAAAGAUUGAACAACUUGGGUGUACUCAAUGUGGAGUCUAGACGAUCAAACUCCCUAAACUUGGAUGAGUUUGUGAAUCAUUUUUCUCACACCAGCCGCAGAAUACAACUUUAAAUAUAUACAUAUAUAUGCAACACACAUCAUCUGUCUCACAUACACAACUCAUGUACUACACCUCACCUACUUGCAACAUAUUCUCACUCUCUCUGACUCACACACACACACACACACCACCUCUCAUGGACUCUCUUAGAAUAUCCCAAACAAUAGCUUGUAACUCAGAGAUGUAAUUUGUACUGUACAUGUAAUGAAAAACAUCUCAACAUGUAGAAAGAUGUGGUACUGUAUAUGUAUGAGUUCAGUAUAAAUGUAGAAACAUGUGGUAUAUGUAUGAGUUCAGUAUACAUGUAUUUUCUUUUUACUGCAGAAAGCACCUUUAUGUUAAAUAAGUAUGUUACAAUUUCACUUAAAGUCUAUCUCAAACAAGAGCUCAGAACUCAAGAGAUUUAGUUUCAACAGUACAUAUGAUGGACAAUAACAUGUAGAAAGUGUUAACAUGUGGUAUGAGUUCAGUAUACAUGUAUUUUCCUUUUAUUGUAGAAAGUAUCUAUAUGCUUAUGCUACAUAUAAUAAAUGAAUACAUUGAUUUCUUACCUUGGAUUUUCUUGGAUUUUGUUCAUGAGUUGGACCUAAUUGAAUGAAUACUACAUGGCACCAGAUAGGCCACCAAAUACACCAGAAUAUAGGAAAUCAAAACUAGCUAAUUUAAAAUUUUUACGGGGGAGGACCCCCGGACCCCCCCGCCUUAAUUGGUCACAGCAUGGCCACCCCUUCGAUUGCCCUGGCCACCCUUUGGCCACCCCAUGUAAAAAAUUCUGGCUCCGC